Erigeron canadensis is the source of this 1977-nucleotide messenger RNA. RefSeq names its product protein GAMETE EXPRESSED 3. Gene Ontology annotation, cellular component: plasma membrane. Gene Ontology annotation, molecular function: protein binding. The coding region runs from base 1 to 1977 and encodes 658 amino acids. The record is from RefSeq and is a predicted model, not a curated record. The transcript is spliced from 10 exons. Gene Ontology annotation, biological process: pollen tube guidance; embryo development ending in seed dormancy. NCBI's taxonomy places the organism in Eukaryota, Viridiplantae, Streptophyta, Magnoliopsida, Asterales, Asteraceae.
AUGUCGCUUUUUCUUGGAUUAUUGAUCUGCAUUUUUACAAUUUACAUGUCUUCAUUAGUUUCCGCUGCUUCAGAUUCUGGUUUUUCCAACUCCCCUACAUUUUCAAACUUGAUUUCAGAAGAACAACAUGUCAAAUUCACAAAAAGGCUCCCGAAUCCUUUAACCAACGGUGAUGAAGAGAAGAUUUAUAUAUGUAUGGAAAAGAACUUUCUGGUUUUCGAAAACAACGGCUCAAUAUCUAAACAAAUACCUCUUAACUACACUUGUAAUGCUGGCAUAACGCCCGUUCUUGGAGCUUCAGGAAAGGUAUAUUUGGUUGCAGAAAACCGAGUACUACAAAUCAAUACUAUGAAUGUUCUGGCUAAUGAGUCUGUUGUUGAAGUGUUCUUGGGUCCAGAAAAAGGUUUAGAAGGGAUGGAUGAGAUUAUUGGGAUGGCAGUAAGCAUAACUAGUUCUUGUGUUAUCGUCAAUAUGAAUAGAAGAGGGCUCUUUGCUUUCAGGUUAGAUGGAAAACUUAUUUGGAGUGCCGGGCCUGUAAUUACUCAAAUGGGGUACUUUCAAGGUUGUAGGAAAGAUGUCACGGACUGCUAUUUUGUUUCCGUGCCUGUACUUGAUCAUUGUGAUGCUAAUAUAUAUGUCUCUAAUAAUCAAGGAGAGUUGUAUUCGGUGUCUAUGCGUGGUCCUUAUUUUAAGUGGAUACAAGAUUUAAGCUCAUUGGGAGGGGAUUUCUUUAUUACUGCUGGAAACAAUGGUCAACUUUAUGUCACUGUACAAGAUAAACCUGUUGUUCUUGCUCUUGAUGUUAUAACUGGAAAUGUUAUUUGGCAGCAAAGUGUCGGGCCAUUAAGUUCAAAUGACUCUGCUCCAGUUGUUGAUGCUAAUGGUUGGGUAUCUAUUGGUUCAUUGGAUGGGUAUCUUUAUUCAAUAUCGCCAUCUGGAGUUGUAACAAAAUUCCCAAGGAGAGAGAUUCGGGAUGCAGUGAUUCAAGUCAAUCCGGUACUUGACUGUUCUGGCUUAGCGGUUUAUAUAUCUCAGACAAAGAUGGAAGGAAUACCUAGCCAGAAUAUCGGCGAAUACACAUAUGUUUCAGGAAUGAAACCACUAAAAAUCGUUUUCACAUUGUUGGUUCCGGCAACAGGAUCUGUUUAUUGGUCUGAAAGCUAUCCUGGUGAAUUGUCGAGCAUAUUCCCUGAGAGUGGUCUAAGGAAUUUUGUUGUAGAUGGAAGGAUACUUCUUCCAUUUCUUUCCAUUUCAAAUAUCGGCAAUCCACUUUCAUGCUUUAGCACAAGUCAGAAGCUUACAUCAAGCUGUUCCAAAAUGGAUGUCAAAAAAGUUAUCAUCUACACAGGCAAUGAGAAAACAAUCGAAUUAUUUCUCUUCUUCGAAACAAUAUUGUUGAUAGUAGUAGCAGCCCUGGUAAGAUUUUGCUGUGUAUUUUGGAAGAAAAAGAAGCUUCAAAACCAAAAUCUUAGAAACUUUCUUGAGAAGAGAUCUUCUCUUCGGUUUCAGAAGAAAGUAUUUGACAGAACAAUCACUGAACUUGAGAAAAAAGCAGCAGAGGGGCCAUCAACCAAUGAAAUGUUAGAACAACUCGACGAUUUGGUGAAAGAAAGAGAAACCAUAGAGCGGAAAUUAUUAACCACUUAUAGUUUAGGAAGGGAUACUACAAGCCCAGAACCAAAACCACUACUUCCACUCUCUGAUAAGAAAACCAAGAGUUUUUCUAACAAAACUGAGCAAAAAGAUAGUGUCACUAUGUUUAAUACAAUGGAUGACACUUCUUCAGAGGACGGUGAGAGUAAUGAAGAAGUCGAUAAGACAGAAUCAAAAGGGAAGGCUCCAUUGGAGACAGAAAGCUCUAGUGACGACGAUGAGACAAUUGUGCCAGCACAAGGAGUGAAGAUUCUUGAUGAGAAAGAUGACUUGCAGAUUGGUGGCACAAGUGUGCGAAGGAGAUUCUUUUACAAGGAAGUUUGA